AUGGCUGGCCAACUGUCGCUCGAAAAAACGUUUCUCCUCGCAGCAUGGAUAGAGGGCAUUUUAUACGGAUUCCUAUGCUGUAUAUUUGGUGCUACAAUGUAUAUCUACUUUUCGUCGAUGUACAGUCGAAUCGGAUCCAGGCGUGAUCGACACACAACGGGCAUGAUUAUAAUCUCAGCUAUCAUGUUUUUCAUUGCCUCAUUUCAUUUGGUCAUGAACGGGUUUCGCCUUCUGCGCGGGUAUGCUGAUGAGCGACUGGCCCCGGGUGGGCCAGUGGGUUAUCUUGGAGUCCUAAGAAAAUGGGAUCACAUUUUAAAGGAUACUUUGUACGCUACACAGGAGAACCUUGGGAGUGCUGCGGCGAUUUACAGAUGUUGGGUUCUUUGGAAUUUUGAUUGGAGAAUCAUAGCUCUCCCCACUAUUCUGCUUUUUACCAAUAUUGCUGCUGGGUAUGUCGUUUGCGGCACAUAUCCCUCCAUCGACCCCACAGCUUCGAUAUUCAACCCGGUUCUGCUUCAAUGGAUCAAGACCUUUUAUUCCAUUGCAGUAGUGCUAAAUGUGAUGACGACCGGUCUCAUGAGUUAUCGGAUUUGGAUUGCGCACAAGAAUUCUGCAAGUUAUAUUGUCGGAAAAGGAAGAUUAAUUUCUAUUAUUCGAAUCCUAAUCGAGUCAGCUGCACUUCAGCUCAUUGUAGAAGUUGUGUUGCUCGCACUUUAUACUGCCAACCUUAACGCCCAGUACAUUCUAUUAGAAUGUGUCACACCUACGGUGGCUAUAACAUUCAAUACAAUCACGUUGCGUAUAAAGCUACAGUCUGAAGCUAUGGCCAGGUCUAGAUCAAUGGGUUAUACGGAUCCCAGUAACGCGGUUCAAACUAUUGGAAGUCUCCCCAUGAAGCGACUUCGUGUUAAUAUUAAUCGAGAGACUGAUCAAGACACCUCAGAAGCCUCUUAUGAUGAUAAGACCAAUGCGGUUUAG
Molecule: messenger RNA, 978 nt
Organism: Psilocybe cubensis
Lineage: Eukaryota; Fungi; Basidiomycota; Agaricomycetes; Agaricales; Agrocybaceae
Exons: 7
Coding region: 1-978 (325 amino acids)
Source: RefSeq, a predicted model, not a curated record